Molecule: messenger RNA, 1906 nt
Organism: Gaeumannomyces tritici R3-111a-1
Lineage: Eukaryota; Fungi; Ascomycota; Sordariomycetes; Magnaporthales; Magnaporthaceae
Product: impact family protein
Exons: 1
Coding region: 216-1166 (316 amino acids)
Biological process (GO): regulation of translational initiation
Cellular component (GO): cytoplasm
Molecular function (GO): protein binding
Source: RefSeq, a predicted model, not a curated record
GUCUGCAUGGGCGGUGAUGGGCAACGGGUAGGCACAUGUAGGAUUUUGUGCUUUUGCGACUCACCAACAAACAAACUCACACGGCUUCACUGAAAAUUCUAACCUCCCCGCAAAUUCCCGGCAAGGCCGGAACAAACACGAAGCUUUCGCGCUCAAGGCCCAAACAAGGGGGACUAAGUAGCCAUACUUGUCGCAAUACUCAGCUCAAGACAAAAAUGUCAGAAGAGCUGCAAGACGAGGUCGAAGCCCUCAACUCCAUCUACGGCGACGGCACGCUCUCGCCCUCGGGCGACCCGGACAUCUACAUCCUCCAACUCCCCGGUGGCAACAGCAACGGCGACGGCGACCUACCCUCCUCAUCCACAGCGCCGGCAGCAGAAGACAGGCCGUCCCUGCGCCUGCGCCUCCCCGCGUCGUACCCGGACGAGCCCCCCGCGGUGCUGGGGACCCACAGCUCGGGCGGCCGGGCCCCGGGCGCCGCCGCCCGCCAUCUCGCGCUGUUCCGCCAGGCCCUGGGCGCCGCAUACCAGCCGGGCGCCGUCUGCCUGUUUGACGCGCUCGAGGAGCUGGCCCGGCUGCGCGAGGACGAGGAUGCCGCCAUCGCCGCAGCAGCCGCCGCCGAGGAGGAGGAGGAGGAGGACGGCGACAAUGACGGCGGCCACGAGGAAGAACGGCGCGCACCAGCACAGCGCGGGCCAGAAGCGCCGCCAUCACCACCGCCAACAGCAGCAGCACUGUUGGAGCCGCCGCCGUGGGUGACGUCGGACCCGAUCGUGGAGAUGCGGUCGACCUUCAUCGCGCGGUGCGCGCGCGUCACGUCGCCGGCGCAGGCGGCGUCCUUCGUGGCGCACCUGCUGGCGACGGACCGACAGGCGCGGGCGGCGACGCACAACAUGACGGCGUGGCGGAUCCGGGGCGCGGGCGGCACCGGCACGACGUUCCAGGACUGCGACGACGACGGCGAGCAGGCCGCGGGGGGCCGGCUGCUGCACCUCAUGCAGCUCAUGGACCUGUGGGACGUCAUGGUGGUCGUGUCGAGGUGGUACGGCGGCAAGAAGCUGGGCCCCCGCCGCUUCGCCGUCAUCAACCAGGCCGCCAGGGACGUCUUUGUCAGGGCCGGGCUGGUGCCCGAGUCCGGCGCGGCCAAGAAAAAGGGGCACAAGUGAGGGCGUGAGGCAGCAAUCAGGCGUCUUUGGGAUGCUCGGUGGGCCUUGAAACACGCUGGCUACCUACCUAUAUGCUACAAUGGGCAGUCUCGCAGUCAAGUCUCCAAACCCCUGGGCUCCUGUUUUGAUUCUUGUUCUCGGCAUUUACAUAUCCAAGAUUGUGGCGCACUCAACGGCAUCUAUUUUCUAGCGCCAUGGGCUAUAUCCCAUCUCUUCUUCCGACAUUGACUUGCUGCUUUUCCCACGCCUUGGAUAUUGAAUGAUUUCAGAGUCAAUUUUCCCCCGCGCGCCCUUACUAGACACCCACCACCUACUUCUUCACCAGCAGCGGCCUCAAUAUCUCGAGCGCCUUCUCGGACUGCUCGCGCGGCAGGAUCACGGCGCCGGCCCGGGCCGUCGACAGGUACGACAGCUCGGGCAGCAGCGGCGAGUUGAGCGCCUGCUCGCGGCGCGCCGCCUCGGCCUCGUCCUCGCCGACCAUCUCGCGCACGACGCGGCCGGCGACGCCCGACACGAUGCCCGUGGCCUCGAACGGCAGGGCCGCCAGGUCCAGGAAGAUGGGCACCAGGUCGCCCUCGGUGUAGCCCAUGACCGAGUCGCCAAAGAGCGGCAGCAGCGUCUUGUCCAGCAGCAGCGACGGCGGGUCGUCCUGCGCCAGCGUCACCGAUAGGAACCGCGGCCGCGACGCCAGGGCCGCCACGAGACAUGCGUACAGCCGUGUGUCCACCGCGUCGGCCCAC